AGCGUCGUUACUUGCGAGGUUGAGUUGAGUGACUUUACUAUAGUAGCCCAACAUCUCCAUUUUCAAAAGUCAAAAAAUAUGGCUGCAUCUGCAAAACCAGGCACACUCACUUAUCAGCAUUUUCACUCUCAUCGCAAAGAAUUUCCUCUAUUUGAUUGCACUUCUAUCCUUCCCAGGUUCAGGGAUUCUCGAUUUUCUCAGCUCAAGCUCGCAAGAAAUGCAUCAAAUCUUCCUGUUACUAGAGCCCAGAGCUCCCCUGGCCCUGUAGAUUAUAUUCCAGAUUCUGAAUUUUACAAAGUGGAAGCGGUUGUCAGGCCCUGGCGAGUCCAACAGGUUUCUUCAGCUUUGCUGAAAAUGGGUAUUCGUGGUGUCACGGUUUCUGAUGUUCGAGGCUUUGGUGCUCAAGGAGGAUCAACAGAGCGACACGGUGGCUCUGAAUUUUCUGGUGACAAGUUUGUUGCUAAAACAAAGGUGGAAAUUGUGGUGAGCAAAGACCAGGUUGAAGCAGUAAUAGACAAGAUAUUGGAGGAGGCAAGAACUGGAGAGAUUGGUGAUGGCAAGAUUUUCUUGAUACCCGUCUCAGAUAUCAUAAGAGUUCGCACUGGUGAGCGUGGAGAAAAGGCCGAGAAGAUGACUGGGGGACGAUCUGAAAUGCCCUAUGCUGCAUGACCAUGUUCAAGUUGCCAUAUGAGCAAAGAGCAGAUUAAUAACCCUCUUAUUGUAUUGUACUUGUUAUUCUUAUGCCUAAUAAAAAUAAGAGUGUGAUGACUUUUAUUUAUUUA
This is a messenger RNA of Pistacia vera, 782 nucleotides long. RefSeq names its product nitrogen regulatory protein P-II homolog. The transcript is spliced from 8 exons. Gene Ontology annotation, molecular function: enzyme regulator activity; ATP binding. NCBI's taxonomy places the organism in Eukaryota, Viridiplantae, Streptophyta, Magnoliopsida, Sapindales, Anacardiaceae. Gene Ontology annotation, cellular component: chloroplast thylakoid; cytosol. The record is from RefSeq and is a predicted model, not a curated record. Gene Ontology annotation, biological process: regulation of nitrogen utilization. Bases 79 to 669 code for a protein of 196 amino acids.